AUGUCAAUUACAUUGAAGUCACACUUAAAAGUUCUUAAACAACAAUAUGAAAAUUAUAAAGCUGAUUAUGAAAUUCUUGAACAACACUUUUCAGGAAAAGAAUUUAAUGGGUGUUUCCCUAAAAUCCUUUUAGAUCAAUUAAAAAAUCAACAUAAAGGACAAGAUGAAAUUGAACUUUUAGUUGAAACAUUAAAACCAUUAGUUUGUAUUGGAUCAUGUUAUGCACUUUGUAAACCAUCACAAUUUCCAGUAGGUGGAUGUUGUUAUUGUAAAGAAAGUGGAAAUGCAUAUAUUGGAUUUAAUAUGGAAUCAGCAGGACAUUGGAUUGGAUAUUCAGUUCAUGGAGAACAAUGUACAACAAAUAAUGCAUUGAUUCAUGGAGAAAAGAAAAUUGAUUUAUUAGUAAUUAGUUAUACACCAUGUGGACAUUGUAGACAAUAUUUAAAUCAAUUUUCUAAUAGAGAUGAAUUCCUUUGUCAUAUUGUUACAUUAAAUAGAACAUUCCAUUUAAGAGAAUUACUUCCAUUUGAUUUUAGACCAAGUGAUCUUCCAAGUAUUAUAUUCCCUGAUACAUCUAAAUUUAUAAUUAAAUCAAAAAAAGGAGAUGAAAUUGAUAUAAAAUUUAUUAACCAAGUAAUUGAUUGUGCAAAACAUAGUCAUGUUGAUAAUUUAAUGUGUUAUUUAGGUGUUGGACUUAUUAUAGGAAAAGAAAUUUAUCUUGGAAAUUAUAUUGAGAGUUGUGCUCAUAAUCCAUCAUUCCAUCCAAUGAAUGGUGCAAUUAGUCAAUUAAUAUUAAAUGGAAAAGAUGUUAGUGAAGUUGAUAGUAUAAUUUUAGUUCAAUAUGAAAAAGCACCAUUUAAAAUGGAGGAGAGUGCUAUUGGAAUUAUUAAAGGAUAUGGAUAUACCAAUAGUAAAUUAACAAUAAUUACAAUUGGUUAA
Molecule: messenger RNA, 939 nt
Organism: Entamoeba dispar SAW760
Lineage: Eukaryota; Evosea; Mastigamoebida; Endamoebidae
Product: cytidine deaminase, putative
Exons: 1
Coding region: 1-939 (312 amino acids)
Cellular component (GO): cytosol
Molecular function (GO): zinc ion binding; cytidine deaminase activity
Source: RefSeq, a predicted model, not a curated record